This is a messenger RNA of Amoebophrya sp. A120, 748 nucleotides long. Lineage: Eukaryota; Dinophyceae; Syndiniales; Amoebophryaceae. The record is from the annotation of a GenBank genome assembly.
CGAAGCUAAAAAGAACCAGUGGAGGAAAGACAGACAAGGGACCGGAAAAUAAGGAUGGAAGAGCAAAUAAAUCAGGACCAGCAUCUACUUCUCCAAGCGCCACCGGAGAAAAGAGUACCGGUCACCCUACAGCCCCUUCUUCCUGGCUACGUCCCUACGUCGUGACCCCCGUCGUGCAGGAUUUACGGCGUGUGAUGCGUCCGCCCCUCUCAAAGAGUCGGUGGGAGGAGUGGUUUGCGCACCGGGAGUAUGAAGUAUAAAAAUGUCUGGGUCUGGAAGAAUGCAACUUGUCAUGCUAAAUCUGAAGCAUGCAAAAAUCUGUGCUGCAUGACUACCAAAAGUCGUCCAGUUUUGACCAAGUCGGGAGGGAGUUUCUCAUGCAGGAUAGGCAUGAGAGAGAUCGUGCAGAAUCUAUCUGUCAUGCUAGGCCCUGCAUUCCAGACCUCAUGGGUCAUGGAAAAGCUGCAUGACAAAUCGCGCACCCCCCCGGGCUUUAGUCGCGCAGUCUGUUAAGCAUGACAAAUCGCGCACUCUUCCAGACCCAGACAUUUUUACAUUUGAUAGGGAGAAAACGAUUCGCGCCGCGGUGACCGACCGUCCAUUCUGCGAGCACCUGCACUCCUGGUUCGCGACAAAGCAGCUACCCCAGGAGUUUAGCGGCGAGGGCGUGACGAAACAUCAGAAUCGGGGCCGCGAGGGAAAAGAUAAAGAUCUUGUCGAAGAGCUGCAGGGGAGUACUUCCAAGACC